UCCAUGCUUUCUUUCUUCUUCAACCUUAAUUUGCCUUGCAUUCACAUCCAUCACUGUAAAAUUCAACUCCCCUCCCGUUGUUUUUUCUAUUUUUCUUCCUAAUUUCUUAUCUGCGAAACUUCAAACUGCUAAGAAAGAUUCUCGGGUCGGGGAGAAGUUUUAUGGUUGUGCAUUGUGGCCUGAUUCAGAUUUUAAGUUUUUCAAGUGGGAGAGGGAAUUGAUGAAGUUGAACAAUGAAACUGGAAGAAUUGAAUGGCUAGAACAAGAAAAUGCUAUGUCGAUGGAUAAAAUACAGAAACUCAAGCUCAAAAACCAAGAAAUAGAAGAAAAUAUUGCUUUGAUGAAGAUUGAAGUACAUCAGAGGACGGAAUGUGUGGCCUAGACUUGAACAACUCUAGUAAUUACUCGACACACUAUGAAGCCUUGAACUGUUUAUUUGACUCCAUGUUUCUCGGACAAGCAACUAUGAAUUUUCGUUGAACUGAAACGGCCAAGAAAAACAUCUGCCCAAAUACCUUAUUAAUUAUGGCAAAUAAAGGAAACAUUGGAGACAAAAGCAAGAACCCAUUAUCCGUAUUCAUCUUAUUUGGAUUAUGUUGCUUCUUUUAUCUAUUGGGUUCAUGGCAACGUAGUGGUUUUGGCAAAGGAGAUCACAUUGCAGUGCAAGUAAACAAACAAACAGAUUGCAGUGUUUUAACUGAUCUAAACUAUGAAACCAAACAUGGUGAAAAACCCAUUUAUGAAUUCAAGAAAUUCGAACCAUGUCCUGAUCGUUUCAUUGAUUACACACCUUGCCAAGACCAGGCGCGAGCCAUGACAUUUCCUAGGGAGAAUAUGAAUUAUAGGGAAAGACAUUGUCCUCCUGAGAAUGAGAAGUUGAAUUGUCUAAUACCGGCUCCAAAGGGUUAUGUAAGUCCGUUUCCAUGGCCUAAGAGUCGCGAUUAUGUACCUUAUGCUAAUGCACCUUACAAGAGUUUAACAGUUGAGAAGGCGGUGCAGAAUUGGAUACAAUAUGAGGGUAGUGUGUUUAGGUUCCCUGGUGGAGGAACACAGUUUCCUCAAGGUGCUGAUGCUUAUAUCAACGAUUUGGGUUCUGUUAUUCCUUUGGAUAAUGGGAUGAUUAGAACUGCACUUGAUACUGGUUGUGGGGUUGCGAGUUGGGGAGCAUACUUGUUAAAGAAGAAUGUGCUAGCUAUGUCCUUUGCACCGAGAGAUUCACAUGAAGCACAGGUUCAGUUUGCUCUCGAGAGAGGAGUUCCUGCUAUUAUCGGUGUUUUAGGAACUAUAAAGCUUCCUUUCUCCCCUAGAUCAUUUGAUAUGGCUCAUUGUUCUAGGUGUUUGAUUCCAUGGGGUGCAAAUGAUGGAAUGUACAUGAUGGAAGUGGAUAGAGUUCUUAGACCUGGAGGCUACUGGGUACUCUCUGGUCCACCCAUCAAUUGGGAGAAUAACUAUGAAGCUUGGCAGCGAUCAAAGGAGGAUCUCGAAGAAGAACAAAGGAAAAUCGAGGAAAUUGCAGAACUUCUGUGCUGGGAGAAGAAAUCUCAAAAGGGUGAAAUUGCCAUUUGGAGAAAAAGAGAGCACUGCAGGGAGCGGAUUUCGCGUGUUACCAUGUGUGAUAGACAAUAUGUCACUGAUGUCUGGUACAAGAAGAUGGAGGCAUGCAUCACUCCCUACCAAGAAACUAGUGCUACCGAUGUAAUUUCUGGAGGAGAGUGGAAGACGUAUCCCGACAGACUCAAUGCUACCCCUAGUAGAAUUGCGAGUGGCUCGAUUUCAGGAGUUACUGUAGAAUGCUAUCAGGAUGAUAUCAAACUCUGGCUAAAGCACGUAACUCAUUAUAAAAGGGUAAAUAAACUGCUUCAUACUGGAAGGUAUCGCAACAUCAUGGAUAUGAAUGCUGGUCUAGGAAGCUUUGCCGCGACACUUGACUCCCCCAAACUGUGGGUUAUGAAUGUUGUGCCCACUAUUGCUAAGGAUACUCUAGGUGUUAUUUAUGAAAGGGGUCUCAUAGGCAUCUAUCAUGACUGGUGUGAAGCCUUCUCCACAUACCCUAGGACUUAUGAUCUGAUACAUGUUCAUGGUCUUUUCAGUUUGUACAAGAACAAGUGUAAUGCAGAAGAUAUCCUUCUGGAAAUGGACAGAAUCUUGAGACCCGAGGGAGCAGUGAUAUUUCGAGAUGAAGUAGAUGUUCUAAUGAAGGUGAAGAGAAUAACAGCCGGGAUGAGGUGGAAUACCAAAAUGGUAGACCAUGAAGAUGGUCCCCUCUCUUCCGAGAAGGUUCUGUUUGCUGUCAAACAGUACUGGGUUGCCGUUGACAACAAUGCCACCUCUGUCUAAGACUGGUAGAUCGGAGGAAGAGGUCGAUGAAAAAUCAAAGAUGAAUCUCGCUGGAAAAGUAUAGUACUUGUCGCCGCUAAGGCAAGACCUGAAGACUCUCAAUGUCAUAUUCAUGAGUUUCAAUCACCACAUUUACAUUCCGUAUUUAUGGCGUGCAAGAUCACUUUAUAAAUUGGCCCUAUUCUUAUAUGAAUGGCUCGUAUUUUUCUACUCUUUGCUCACCACUUGUUUUAAUCUAUCAUGUC
Messenger RNA from Amaranthus tricolor (Joseph's coat), 2582 nucleotides. Its product is annotated as probable methyltransferase PMT2. Bases 526 to 2337 code for a protein of 603 amino acids. Gene Ontology annotation, cellular component: cytoplasm; trans-Golgi network; endosome. NCBI's taxonomy places the organism in Eukaryota, Viridiplantae, Streptophyta, Magnoliopsida, Caryophyllales, Amaranthaceae. The transcript has 10 exons. Gene Ontology annotation, molecular function: methyltransferase activity. The record is from RefSeq and is a predicted model, not a curated record.